Molecule: messenger RNA, 1551 nt
Organism: Penicillium verhagenii
Lineage: Eukaryota; Fungi; Ascomycota; Eurotiomycetes; Eurotiales; Aspergillaceae
Exons: 4
Coding region: 1-1551 (516 amino acids)
Source: RefSeq, a predicted model, not a curated record
AUGCCACUCAAAAGAAAGAGGAAGACGGGGCAGACCGAGGAGAACGAACGGUGGGCCUAUGGAGAUAUUAUGGACGGCACGAGACGUCACAUUCUUGACAUCAACAAACUGGGCCUUGGGUUCACCUGGGUAGGCGCGCCGACCCCAGAGCCGCUUGAAGAUGAAGAGGAACUACCGAAACCGACAAAGCUUGAAAGAAAGAGAUGGCAGCAUGCUGGGCGUGUGCCGCUCACAGAUUACUCGAAACUGCCUGAUGGCUGGACUAUGCAUGAUGAUGAUGUUGACCCAUCGGAUCUCUCGGCUCAGAUAGUGAGAUGCAAGGAAAGAAUCGUCGACAAUAUUCUACCUGAUAUAUUCAAGAGCAGAUUGGCCGAAUUGGAAGAGGAAUGUCGCAUGCGCCAGGAGAUUUCCCAGACCGAGGCUGGAAUCACCGACUGGAAUGUUCUCCAACGAAUUAAACAUCUCUUAGUAAUCCGUGAGGGUUUGAUUGAGAGUAGAGACGCUGCUGACAAGGUAGUGACAGUUGAUGCCAUUUUGCUUGCCUAUAGAACGAAAGCGCUUGAUUGGAACGAUGGCCUUGUCACCUAUUGGCAGCAAGGGAAGCAGCUCUGUCACCCAAGGCCCUUCGUCUGGGAUGAAUACGAGUGUGUCGCCUCAGCGUCUGGUGAAAUUUGGAGUUUUUGGGUAGAAGGGAUUCGGUUGGCUGUACGAGUGCCGGGUAUUCAAUCCUAUGCAGAACUUGAUUUUCUCUGGGAUACUGGAGCCUCAUGUAUGAUUCUCAACCAAAAAGACCUGAAUGAAAUUCUAGGACCCUUUGGAAACCUCUUGGGAGCCAAUGCUGCUAACGGUCAAUAUCGGGCUAUCCCAAGUCUUGGCUCUUCGGCGAUAAAGGGAGUAACAGGAGAUACUAAAGUACGCCCCGUAAUCGAGCUUGAGAUUACUGUUCGCGGAGGGGACGCUCGAAGAAGAAGACUUAUGCCAUGGACCAGAGUCCAAGCCAUAGUCACACCCCAUACACCAAAUCAGCCUUCUGCAACCCGCCUUGAUGGUCCGGCCCUGCGGUCACUUUUGUACAUGGGAACCGCGCCGGACAAUCAUCUCCAGCGCGAGCUAGUCUUGUCGACAUGCGCAACUAUGAAACUGCCACGAUUCGAUCUUGCAACAACACCACGGAAUGGCAUGAACCAUAGUUUGGUCAGACAAACUCCAGGGCCUGCCGUUGGCCUGGCACCCGCUGGUCCAGGAGUUUUCACCGCGCCACCUUGGUUCGGCCCAGGACCGCCAGCAGGGAUGGCUGCAAUACCUAUGGCACCCAUCCCGGUUCCCCGUGGACCUGCUCCGCCACCCUUAUUACCACCUGUUGGUUUACCACCACUUCCCCCCGGCGGCUACUAUGGAAUUGGACCUGGACCCGCUCCGGUUCCUGUGGGGCCUCCACCUGGUCCCCCUCUACCUGCUCCAGCUCCUGGCCCCACUCGAGGCAAAGGAGGCGGACCUGGAGCUGGGCGCGGUCGUGGAGCUGGAGGCGGGCGUGGAGCUGGAGGCCCUUAG